AUGACAUAUGACAACAAGACACUGGAGCCAAUCCUACCUAUUCUGGCUGAUGACGAGAAAGAGCAUGUCAUUGUUCCACAUGAUGAAUGCUUGUUCUCAGCCAACAAUCAGCAUCGCCAUCUUUGGCUAGCUGGUGAUCAACAACCUCUGCGAAAGAAGGGAAAUGGACACUCAGUUCAUGUAUCUGACUUUAUUCUUGAGCCUUGUGGCUGCCUGGCCCUUAAUGCUGAAGAAAUUGCAAUGCAGGAGAAGCUCCCAGCUCACCUUCACUUAAAGACAUAUGAUGCGCGCAAGAUUAUUUAUCCCGGAAAGAACCAUGACAAAUGGUGGGACAUUUCUCAACUUCAAGAUCAACUUCGAGGUGCAAUCGACAUUUUUGAAUUCAAGCUACCGAAUAAAACUGGAGUGUUUGUAUUUGAUUGUUCUGCAGCACAUGAAUCCUUUGCGGCUGAUGCUCUCAAUGUAAACAAUAUGAAUGUCAAACCCGGAGACAAGCAGGCACACCUUCAUGACACCGUGAUUCCUCUCAAAAAUCCCGCACCUCAAUCCGGUCAACCUGACACACGAGGACAACCACAAUCCCUUAUAUAUCCACUUAAUCAUCCAGAGUAUCCCGGACAGCCAAAGGGUAUGAGGGCUGUUCUUCAAGAAUGGACAUCAGUUUGGGAGAAGCUGUGCAAGGAAGCCAGCGGUGAAAAGAAAGUCAUUGGUAUGUGUAAAGUGUGCAAGAUGAGUGAGAAGAAGAAAGAUGCUUUGAGGCAUCUCGCAUUAGCUGAAAUGGCUGGACAGGAGGACACUGUUGAUGAUGUCUUGCUUCAGCAGCUUGAUGAAACUCGAGAUGUGGAAGACUCAUUGAAUGAGUGGUGCUGCAUGACAAGGGUUCUCGCUCUUCAAGAUGAUUUUGUGAGCGAGAAACCUCUCAUCCAAACAUACAUUGAGUCCCGCAGUCAUAUGUGCCUCUUCCUCCCGAAGUUUCACUGCGAGUUCAAUCCGAUUGAGCUUUUGUGGGGUUACGCCAAGUAUCGUGCAUCCUUCAUUGAUUGUGAUACUGUAGUGACAUGA
This is a messenger RNA of Somion occarium, 1062 nucleotides long. Lineage: Eukaryota; Fungi; Basidiomycota; Agaricomycetes; Polyporales; Cerrenaceae. The record is from the annotation of a GenBank genome assembly.